CUCUUCUCGGCAGCGGAAGUGGCGGCGGGGCUGUUCUUCUCAGACAAACAUGGCGCGGUGUCCGUCAGCCUCCGCGGUGUCUCUGUCCUCUCUCACGCCGCGGACUCGAACCCCGCACGGCGGCUCACGGAUGUGCCGCUUGUUGUUCCUGGCGACGUGUCUCACGGCGCUGCUGCUGUCACCGGCGGCGUCGACGACGACGACGAAGCGGGGCAGCCUGAGAGAAGUGACGGACGGGAACUGGGAGGAGAUCCUGAGCGGAGAGUGGAUGAUUGAAUUCUACGCGCCCUGGUGCCCGGCGUGCCAGCAGCUCCAGCCGGUGUGGAAGGAGUUCGCGGACUGGGGAGAGGACAUGGGUCUGAACAUCGCCAAGGUGGACGUGACGGACCAGCCCGGUCUGAGCGGGCGAUUCAUCAUCACCUCACUUCCGACUAUUUACCACUGUAAGGACGGCGUCUUCAGGAAGUACCAGGGAGCUCGCACCAAAGACGACUUCCUCAGCUUCGUCGACGAACAGAAAUGGCAAGCAGUGGAGCCGGUUUCCUCUUGGCUGGGGCCGUCUUCGUUUCUGAUGAACUCGAUGUCCGCUUUGUUCAAGCUCUCCAUGUUUAUCCGGCGUUGCCAUAACUACAUGACGGAGCAGCUGGGGAUCCCUGUUUGGGGCUCGUAUGUUAUCUUUGGCUUGGCCACUCUGUUCUCCGGCCUCGCGUUGGGACUGUUACUGGUGUUCAUCGCAGAUUUCGUCUUCCCCUCACGACGGUUCUCUUCUCCGGAUUACUACCAGAAAAAACAAACGAUGCAGCAGGCGAGGUUACUCCAGCGACAAGAGGAAGAACACGAGGCCGACGGCGAGGAGGACGACGACGAGGAGGAAGAAGACGGCGACCAGUACGACGUCUGGAGGAGGAGGAGAGGUUCCCCGGAAGGCCGCCCAGAACCCAAAGCGCCGGGUUUCUCCGACGAAGCCCUGAGGAAGAGGGUGGUGGGCAACCGCGAGGAGGAGGAAGAGGACGAGGAGGACACCUAGAGAGGCGCACGGUACCGAAUCGUUUGAGAAAAGCACCAUGGAGUCGGAGGAGCUUUGGUCCUGAGCAGCAGCAGUGUUUACAGCAGGGAGCCCUGAAUCUCCCCCACCCUGACCUCCCUCUCUCCUCCUCCUCCUCCUCCUCCUCCUCCUCUUCCUCUGGGCCCCCCAGAAAACACCUCCUUCUUUUCUUCUCCUUCCCUUGUUUGUGACGGGAGCGCCUUAAGACUCUCUCCACCACCUCUCUCCGCCUGAGCAGCAGGCUCCACCUGGGGGGGAAAAAGCAAAAAUCACUCCUGAAACCUGUUUUUCACUCGUGGGAGCAAACCGCCGGGCUGAGGUUUUUAGGUAUGACGUGCAGAAGAAGCUGGAAAUUUUGCAAUGUUGUUUAUGCUAUGCAUCGUUUUUUAAAAGAUCUGUGUGUUUUUAUUAUGUGUUUAUCUCGGAUUCAUUAGACCAGGCUUGGGUUUGAGGUUCAUGUUGUUCGGCUAAUCUUUACACACGGUUCAACACACACACACACACACACUCCAUCUAUCCGCCGCGUUCAGCGAACGACAAGAAAGAAACCUUAAGAUUUCACUCCUGGUUACCGCGGUAACAGCAAGUGCAAAACACUCCUUGAGCAAGAACUAGAGCAGUCGACGUGUCCGACCACGGCGCAGACAAACAAACUUAGACUGAGUGAAGAAAGAAGUCCCAUGGACAGAUCUUUGAUCAGUAAUCACGGUCAGGGCUAAGAUUGAUGACAAACACAUUGCUUCACAAUAAAAGCAUUCAACAGGCGACUCAGAUCGUGUCUGAUACUUCUCUACUGCAGUGUUAGGAGAGCGAACAGCUGCUAUCAAUGAAUCACAUUUAAAAACAGUGUAUUUAAAUUAGCGUUGGGCUGGUGUAAACAUUUCAAAACUGGUUUGACGUUAAGCCAAAGACUGGAACGGACCAGUAAUACCGAUUUCUACCACUGGGUAUCGCACGUGACUCAGCAGAACAUCAUGAGUUGUUCCUGCAAAAGUUUCACAAUAAAAGCCUCGUUAAGAAACUUACUCUUUUUAAUUUGAAACAACUCCGCCAUGAACAAAUCUAAGACCAUAAAUAGUAUUAAAACAGUUUUAUCUCACAGGAAACUUUAAAAUGAGACAGUGAAUGUCUUGAUUCUCCUUCAGUCUGUGUAAAGUUGGCACGUUUGGGGCAGGAACCCUUAAAGCGUCGGCACUCACACCAACACAGACUUUGAGCUUCACUCUCUGCUGAAAAUAAAAUCAAAGGAACAACGUUCACUUCAAAUUAAAAGCCUGGUGAAUGUCGUCGUAUGUCCCCCCCCACACAAUCAACGAGAGGGUUUUAUUUUAUUUCUGUUGCUGAUGUUUCACUCACGAUUCUUUAAUUAUUAACUGAAGAGAACCAGAGGUGUUGUGGACCUGUCAGUGGCUCUGCAGUACAGUGUGCAUGCCAUAAUAACACAAUUUAAUGAAUUAAAGUUUGACGUAUCCGUCCUGGACUGACAAAGAGAGGCGUGACUCAUCCAGACUUUGUUUUUAAACCACUUUUACUCUGACUCGAAAUGUCAAAUCAAACCACAGAUUAAUUUAUCUAACUCGGUGCCAUCUCGUGUUUGUUUCUGGGUUUCUCGUUGAAAUCCUGAACACGUGGCAUCUUUUCUGCUUUAUCUUUUUUUUCCGAACAUUAACAGCUUCACCUGCAACCAUUUCAGUCUGUGUGUGUGUGUGUGUGUGUGUGUAUGAAGUGUUUUUAAUGAAACACAUUUGAUUUAAUGAGGCUGAAGAUGAUCCUGGAAUAAAAAAAGAAGUGACGGUUGAAACAGGUUGUAGUUUUUUUUUAUUUUUAUUAAUGGCUUGUAGCAUUCAUUCACACUUCACUCUGAGCCGCUGUUCUCCUUCAUUGUUUGAACAUUUCUUUAAAUAAAGGAUUUACUCUGAA
Larimichthys crocea (large yellow croaker) is the source of this 2965-nucleotide messenger RNA. It is a transcript of the gene tmx1, whose product is annotated as thioredoxin-related transmembrane protein 1. Lineage: Eukaryota; Metazoa; Chordata; Actinopteri; Sciaenidae. The record is from RefSeq and is a predicted model, not a curated record. The transcript is spliced from 8 exons. The coding region runs from base 50 to 1027 and encodes 325 amino acids. Gene Ontology annotation, cellular component: endomembrane system. Gene Ontology annotation, molecular function: disulfide oxidoreductase activity.